Messenger RNA from Nymphaea colorata (pocket water lily), 2835 nucleotides. RefSeq names its product acetyl-coenzyme A carboxylase carboxyl transferase subunit alpha, chloroplastic-like. Gene Ontology annotation, cellular component: acetyl-CoA carboxylase complex. The record is from RefSeq and is a predicted model, not a curated record. Bases 205 to 2553 code for a protein of 782 amino acids. The transcript has 11 exons. Gene Ontology annotation, biological process: fatty acid biosynthetic process. Lineage: Eukaryota; Viridiplantae; Streptophyta; Magnoliopsida; Nymphaeales; Nymphaeaceae. Gene Ontology annotation, molecular function: acetyl-CoA carboxylase activity; carboxyl- or carbamoyltransferase activity.
GAGAGAUAGAAAGAGAGGUGACAGUGCCAACGACCAAACCGGAAAAGACCGCAGCUCGCAGGAACGCCUCAGCUCGCAGGAACGCCUAAGAAGUAUCGAAUGAGAGAGAGAGAAAACCUAAACUACGUUCUCCCUCCGUCCCUCUUCUAGAGCUCGCCGCCACCACCGCAUCGCUCGAGAGAGAGAGAGCUAGGGAGGAGAAGGAUGUCUCUGUUGCCACAUUAUCCGGCGACGUCCACCAGCCGCCCGGCGACGGACCUCAUGCGCAGUUCGCUCUCCCUUGGCGCGCAUUCUGGAGCCCUAGGCCAAUUGCCUGUCGGGACGCGGCCGCGGCUGCCGCAGCCCGGCGUGGUCUGCAUGAAGAAGACGCGGAAGGUGAAGAAGCACGACUACCCCUGGCCGGACCCGAAGGACGUUGAUCCGGAUGUUAAGAGAGGAGCGUCAAGCUACCUGUCGGAGUUCAAGCCUCUGGCGGAGAGGUCGAAACCGGUGCCGCUCCCUUUCGAGAUGCCGCUGAUGGAACUCGAGAAGAAGAUAAUCGACAUAAAGAAGAUGGCUGAAGAAACUGGUUUAGACUUCAGUGACAAGAUAAAUUUGCUGGAGAACAAAUACCAACAGGCUCUAAAAGAUCUAUAUACUCAUCUAACUCCUAUUCAACGAUUGAGUAUUGCUAGGCAUCCCAAUAGACCGACUUUUCUUGACCAUGUGCUGAACAUCACUGACAGGUGGGUGGAGCUCCAUGGUGAUCGUGCUGGUUAUGAUGAUCCAGCCAUUGUUACAGGACUUGGAAGCAUAGGACACAAAACCUACAUGUUCAUAGGUCAUCAGAAGGGAAGAAACACAAAGGAAAACAUUCAUCGUAAUUUUGCCAUGCCAACUCCACAUGGCUACCGUAAGGCCUUACGCAUGAUGUACUAUGCUGAUCACCAUGGCUUUCCCAUCAUUACAUUCAUUGAUACGCCGGGAGCCUUUGCAGAUCUUAAAUCAGAGGAGAUUGGACAAGGGGAGGCCAUAGCACAUAACUUGAGAACCAUGUUUGGCUUGAAGGUGCCUAUUGUUACUGUUGUUAUUGGGGAAGGUGGUUCUGGUGGUGCCCUUGCCAUAGGCUGUGCGAACAAAUUGCUAAUGUUGGAAAAUUCCGUUUUCUAUGUUGCCAGCCCAGAAGCAUGUGCCGCAAUUUUGUGGAAGAGUGCCCAAGCUGCUCCGAAGGCAGCUGAGAAGUUGAGGAUAACUGGUACAGAAUUAUGCAAGCUGAAAAUUGCAGAUGGCAUUAUUCCGGAACCCCUAGGUGGUGCACAUACCGAUCCAGCUUGGACUUCAGAGCAGAUAAAGACUGCAGUAAUUAAUGCAAUGAAUGAGCUAUCUGAAAUGGACACAGAAACAUUGCUAAACCAUCGAAUGCUUAAAUUCCGUGCAAUUGGUGGUUUUGAAGAAGCAAUAUCCUUAGAUCCCAGAAAGACGAGCAACAUGAAGAAGAAAGAUGAGCCUAUCAACCAGGGUGCAAAGUUUGUCAUAGAUGCAGAUAUUGAGCAUGAGCUUGAAAAAUUGAAAGAGCAAAUUCUGAAAUCAAAGGUGUCAUCAGUCAACCAUCCAGAUGUUUCCUUCAAUGAGAUGAUUGAGAAAUUGAAAAAGGAUAUUGAACAGGAAUAUUUACAGGCUCUAAGUGCAACAGGCCUGCAAGAAAAGCUUGAUAUGCUUCGUGAGGAAGUUGCAAAAGCAAAGAUUUCUCCUACACAACCUCUGGAUCCAGUUCUUGAAGAAAAAAUUAGUAUGGUUAAGCAUGACUUUAGGCAAAGACUGGUGGAGGUCCCCAAUUUGGCUAGCUUGACUUCCAAGCUUCAGAUGCUAAAAGAAUUGACAGAUGCUAAAAGGCUGUCAGAGAAGACUAAUAAGCUAUCCGUACUGAAACAGGAAGUAAACCAGGGACUGAGAGGUGCUCUAGACCAGUCUAAUUUAAAGGGCAAACUUGAAUUACUGAGAGAGGAGAUGUUGCAUGCCGGUGUGACAAAGGUGGAAGAUUUGGAUGAGGGGAUGAAAGAAAAAAUUGUUAACGUGAAGCAGGCGGUCAUGUCAAGUUUGAGUGAGGCAUUGAAGUCCAUGCAGCUAAAUCUUGAACAAGUGGUAUCAAGAGAAGAAGCUGCCCAGGUUGGGAAUUAUGACAAAAAGAAGAAUUAUGCAGAUUUAAAGAAUCAAAUAGCAGAACUCAAUGAUGACAUAAAUAAAGAAAUUGUAGGGGUGGUUAAUUCGUCCAAUUUGAAGAGCAAACUUGAAAUCCUCAGGUUGGAACUCGCCAUGGCUGGGAAAUCAUCAAACCCAGAGUCGAAGAGUAAGAUUGAAGAAUUGACAAAGGAAAUCAAGCAGAGGCUUGAGGAGGCAAUGAUGGACUCAAAAUUGGCAAAGAAACAGGACAUGCUAAUGCAAGAGAUGAGGAUUGCUACAAAGAAACAUUCAGCAAAUGAUGCAGAAGAUUCAGAAAGUGGUAUCCUAGACGAGCAUGUUUCUGAUAUUGAUAUCACUAAUGUGGAUGCAGAGCUCAACGGCAGCUUUGUUUAAAUGAACAAUGGCAAUCUAAGGAGAAAACUAUCUGAAAUUUAUGCCGAGUCUCUGUGACAAUCUGGCCCAUUUGCACCAGGGGAACGCAAGGUCACAGGCUACCACUUUUGAGUGACUCUAAGAUUGUUUAAUCCCCCACUUUUGUCCUUCAAUGCAUUCGAGGGAAAUUUACUUUAUUCUUUUCCCUGGAAAUUAGCUUAUCUGUAAUUUCAAUUGUACAGUUUACCCAUGUGUUCGUGGACUCCACUCUGGAAGCAUCAGUGAAUAAGGCUAUUUUCACUA